AUGACAACGGAUAUUCACAGCGCUGCCGAGCGCAUCAUAUCUACCGACACGACCCGCGAUCCCGACUUCAACUUCUCCUUCGGCCCCUUCCUCCGCAAGAGUUUCGGUUUCGGCCUUGCCAGCGAUGUCCCUGUCUGCAAAGCCUACAAGGAAGGUCACUGCCCUCUUGGACCAACAUGCCCAGAUCGACACCCAACGCCCUCACGGGUGACCACAUCGACGACGACCGCUUCAGGCCUCGCGCCGUCCUCUACACACGGUUCACUGGUCUGCAAACACUUCCUCAAAGGACUCUGCAAAAAAGGUUUCAAAUGCGAGUAUCUACAUGAGUACAACCUACGGCGGAUGCCGGAAUGCCAGUCCUUUUCUCGGUCUGGAUAUUGCCCGAACGGGGACGACUGUUUAUACCAGCACGUGAGGCCGGAAGCCAAGCUACCCCCGUGUGAGCAUUACGAUCGUGGGUUCUGUCCGUUAGGUCCGCUGUGCGCUAAACGCCAUAUCCGGAGGAAGCUCUGUCCGUUUUAUCUGGCGGGUUUCUGCCCCGAAGGCAAGGCAUGUGCGGACGCUCAUCCACGCUGGACGGAGAAUCUACCCAAGCCGAUGAUGAGGGUUGAGAAGUCGGAGGAGGAGCUCGAGCGUGAAAGAGCCAUCAUUCGAGAAGAGCAGGAGAGGGAAGAAGAGCGAGAGAGGGAGUGGAGAAGGGAACGUGGUCGAGGCGGUGGCUUCAUGCGCGGUCGAUACCGUGGCAGAGGAAGGGGAAUGUGA
Molecule: messenger RNA, 765 nt
Organism: Paecilomyces variotii
Lineage: Eukaryota; Fungi; Ascomycota; Eurotiomycetes; Eurotiales; Thermoascaceae
Exons: 1
Coding region: 1-765 (254 amino acids)
Molecular function (GO): RNA binding; metal ion binding
Source: RefSeq, a predicted model, not a curated record